GUCGAGUCUCCAGUCCACAUCUAUUACGCAAGGAAGUGUAUUCCCGAUGCUACCCAAUUGGUGAAUAAGGGAUUCACGGUGAAUUUUAUAUGUGUCGCAUAAUUUUUCAACGCGAUUACCGAACAAUUUUUGCGAGUGCAGAUUUUAUGGCUUGUCUCUCUUCGGGGGUCAUUGCGCGUUUUUUUCGGGGUCAAUUGCUCUGGUAUGGGGUGCCAAUCACGGAAAUUAGUCAAUCGAUUCAUUGAAGACCAAUUAUCACGAUCAAUAGACUAGCCUUGAACCAUUGGCUUCCUCGAUCAUUUGAGUUCUUCCUCGACGGGGCAGAGCUUCGCACGCUCGGUUGCUCCAAGACAAUGGGUCGAUACAAUUCCCAGGACUGUGAACAUGCGGAAAAUUUGGAGACGAGCAAUUUCCUCCCGGUGAGCUUCAAGAGGGGGAAGGAGUUGCCGGAGUUGACAUGGAGGGACUCGGUGCCGCAGAUAAUUGCGAGCUGCAUGGCGUACUGUGUAGUGAUCCAGGCAGGAGCUAAUAUGGCCUACAGUACAGUACUAGUCGGUGGCCUUGAGACGGAAAAGGACGAGAUCAAGAUCAAUGACGAUCAGGCGUCAUGGAUAGCAAGUCUCGUGACGAUAUCCCUCCCCCUGGGCUCCCUCCUCUCAGGCCCCUUAAUGGACCGUUUUGGUCGCAAAAUUGUCUGCAUCCUGACCUGUGUCCCCUCCACCCUAUCCUGGCUCCUCCUCACCUUUGCCCACAGCCUCGUCCUAAUAUAUACCGCGAGAAUAAUCGCGGGGAUCUCCUCGGGAAUGUCAACGGCCUCCAUCGUCUACGUCAUCGAGAUCACCCACCCGAGAAUUCGGGCUAUGAUGUUGUGCCUGAAUUCGGUUUUCGUGUCCUUGGGAAUUCUCCUGACGUGUGUUCUAGCGCUCUUCCUUGAUUGGCGAAAGAUAGCCAUGGUGUUCACUGCCCUGAACACUGCCUUUCUAUUUUUACUCUUCAUUAUCCCCGAGAGCCCCUAUUGGCUCAUCUGCUUUGACAAUCAGAGUGAUCAGUUGGCUAAUAAGCCAGCUAGUCAAACACUCAAUCAUGAGGAGAGUCAAAUUGUGAAGGAAUCAGAGAAGCGAGAACAGAAUCAAGCGUUGACUGAGUCGAUCGAUGAGUCAGUGAAAUCACCGACUCAAGUCAUAGAUCAGGCUCUGAUUAAUGCUCUCAAUCAAGCGCUGAAUGAAACAUCAAGUGGAGUACUGAGUGACUCACUGGAUCAAGCCCUCAAACAAGUACUGGAUAAAGUGCUAGAUCAAGGACAAAAUGGAUCGACGAAGGCAAUACCAAGUGCACUGUCGAAUGAUUCGCCAAAUUUAAUUGAUGAUCAAGUACUGAAUGAAUCUCUAAAUGAAAUACUGAAUAAAUUACGGACUCGGUAUCGAUUAUCGAAUGACUCCCAGAGUUCAUCUCCCAAUCAAACAGUUGACCGAUCAAUGAAUCAACCACCGCCUCAAGUACUGACGCAAGUACAACAACAAGUGCUAAAUCAAGCACUGAAUCAUCUGAUGAAUCAAUCCCUGAGCCACCAAAAUGACCUACCUCAUCAAGUAUCCAAUGACUCGUCAAAUAAAUCCGCUAAUCAAGUACGAAAUCACUUCCAAAAACCCACGACCCCCACGAACCGUGUGAAGACCCACCGCCGAAGACGAGCAGAAAGAUACCUCCGGUGGCUGAACCCUCGCGAUGAUAUCUAUCAGCAGGAGCUCAACCGAAUAGACGAUGCCAAUCUCUCGAAAUCCAAAAUGGUGCCCAACCCAGAGGCCUCACAGAAGGGAACACUGCACAGUUACAUCGAGGCAUUGAAAUUGCCAACAGUCUACAAACCCAUCUGCCUCCUAUUCGUCAUUCUCCUGGUACAACAGCUCUCAGGUGCUUACGUCGUCAUCUUCUAUGCCAUAUCUGUUUUUCGGGAGAUUGGAGGAACCUUUGGCAGUGGAUUAAACGAAUAUGGUGCCCUUGUUCUUCUCGGUAUGAUAAGGUUUAUCAUGAGCAUCGUCACGUCUGUCUUAUCCCGAAAGAUUGGACGGAGGAUUCUCUGCAUCGUUUCUGGUCUCGGAAUGGCCUUCUCCAUGUUCUUCUCCGGCAUGUUGAUCUUCCUCACCUCAUUCUGCAGUAGCGUUGGUGGUGACGUAGGGGAGCACACCGUGGGCCAGCAGAAAUGGAUGCUCCUCGUGAUUGUCCUCUUCUACGUCUGCAUGAGCUCUUUGGGUUUUGUCGUCAUCCCCUGGUCUCUCAUCGGGGAACUUCUGCCAAUUAGCUUCAGGGGUGUGGGAGGGGGAGUCAUGGUGUCAGUGGCAUAUAUCAUUAUGUUUGGAGUGGUGAAGAGUUACCCCUUUGCCUUGAAGGCCAUGGGUGCACAGAAUGUCUUCUUCGGGUUCAGCGUGGUGUCGUUGAUCGGAACUGCUGUUGUUUAUUUGUUUCUGCCGGAAACCCUGGGGAAGAGCCUCAAGGAGAUUGAGGAAUACUUUGAGGGGACGGAAAGUAAGACUGCGAGAACGCGCCAGGCGAGGGCUAGUAAAUCGUGAGAUCUCGUUUUUUGACAGGAUAUAUUUUUUGGUUGAAUUAAUCAGGGCAGGUCCCGCCCCUCUUCAACACUGAUUCCAACCAGUCAGUCAAUUUGGAUUGAUAUAGCCUUCAAUGUCUGUACGUUUUUAUGUGAACGAUGUUUUUCUGUGCGGUUUAAUAAAUGUCAUUUUUUGAUUUUGGCAUUUCUGAACUGUCAAUUAUAUACGCGGACAUACGUCGAUGAAUGGUAUUUAGGAUGAUGUAUUGAUUGCAUUAUAAUUAGAAUUGUUAUUUGAAAGGAAACAAGGACACACCUAUGAGUGUCUUUUUAUACAAUUUUUUUGUAACUCAAUUAUCAAAUAGAUAUUUUUAAUUUUUAA
Molecule: messenger RNA, 2927 nt
Organism: Diachasmimorpha longicaudata
Lineage: Eukaryota; Metazoa; Arthropoda; Insecta; Hymenoptera; Braconidae
Product: facilitated trehalose transporter Tret1-2 homolog
Exons: 6
Coding region: 354-2567 (737 amino acids)
Biological process (GO): transmembrane transport
Cellular component (GO): membrane
Molecular function (GO): transmembrane transporter activity
Source: RefSeq, a predicted model, not a curated record